Messenger RNA from Ambispora leptoticha, 534 nucleotides. The record is from the annotation of a GenBank genome assembly. NCBI's taxonomy places the organism in Eukaryota, Fungi, Glomeromycota, Glomeromycetes, Archaeosporales, Ambisporaceae.
AUGAUUCAGAAUAUCCACAGUUAUACAGCAAAGCUUGCCAAGCAAGCUAAUCGAUCCAGCACCUUUACACAAGAAACAGUAAAGGAACAAACUAACGAAUAUACACGAACAACUCGCAUACAACCAACAGACCAAUGGCUGCUUCAAUAUUCGGCUAAAAAUAGCUAUAAACUACGGCAAAAGCGAACAACAACGCUAUCCCCAAUGCCAAAUAUGACCUAUCCUGAAGGAAUACCUUCUCAAGCACCACACAAUGAACUACCCAGCUGGAACGAACGGGCGGCUGCUGGAAACUACCAACAAAACCAUGUUCACAAAUCUGCCAAUCAAAGCAACAUCAUAAGGGACUGCCUCGGACUGCAAUACAAGAAGACAGAAAUAAAGUAUUGCCUCCAGUAUAGCAGACAACAAUUAACGCCGAUGGGUUUUGGCAACCAAACAUCACUUGCCAGCAGCUCAUAUAAUUGCUACCCACGAGAAACAACCAAGCCUGCAAAGUAUGCCAGUUCAAAGGAAUCAGCAUACAGAACCUAG